CUUACAAUUUUUUUCAUCAAAAAAAAAACUAAUUCUACAAAUAAACUCUCAAAACCAAGAGAAGGAGAAGAGCGAAGUGAAAAACACAAGAAAACGAAUUAAGGCAUAAUGGCCAAAUUCUUCAUCGUCUUCCUUGCCUCUGCCCUAUGUUUCACCACCCUCGUUCACUUCACCGCGGCUGAUGCCGACGACUUCGACAGAUUCCACAUCAAGGGAUCCGUCUACUGCGACACAUGCCGCGUCCAAUUCAUCACCCGUCUCAGCAAAUUCCUUGAAGGGGCAAAGGUAAAGCUUGAAUGCAAGGGCCGUGAGAACCAGACAGUGACACUAACCAAAGAAGCUGUGACCGACAAAGCCGGAAACUACCAGAUGGAAGUAAUGGGAGACCACGAGGAAGAAGUGUGCGAGAUCGUCCUCCUCCAGUCACCUGACGCAGAGUGUGGCGAAGUGAACAACCAAGAGUUCCUAAGAAACGCAGCAAGGAUCAGUCUCACAGCCAACGAUGGCAUUGUCUCAAACGAGACUAGAACCAUUAACCCACUUGGGUUCAUGAGGAAGACUCCUCUCGCUGAGUGUCCUCAAGCUUUCAAGGAGCUUGGCAUCGUCCCUGACGUCACCUUCUAAGCUUUAACAUAAUAUACAUGCAUUACCCCUUAUUAUACAUCUCUCAACAAUUUUAAUUUUUUGAUAACUCCUUUUGUUAUUAUAUAAAACAUUUAACAGUGUUUUUUAAUUUUAUUUUAUAUUUUUGUGUUCCAACAUUUUUUUUUUUGUUGUUUUAUUUUUGGGAGUUCUUUGUGUUUACGAAUGAUUUAAUUACCUUCCAAUAUUGACUU
Messenger RNA from Capsella rubella, 836 nucleotides. Its product is annotated as pollen-specific protein-like At4g18596. The transcript has 2 exons. Lineage: Eukaryota; Viridiplantae; Streptophyta; Magnoliopsida; Brassicales; Brassicaceae. The coding region runs from base 109 to 624 and encodes 171 amino acids. The record is from RefSeq and is a predicted model, not a curated record.